Molecule: messenger RNA, 1200 nt
Organism: Arachis stenosperma
Lineage: Eukaryota; Viridiplantae; Streptophyta; Magnoliopsida; Fabales; Fabaceae
Exons: 2
Coding region: 1-1200 (399 amino acids)
Source: RefSeq, a predicted model, not a curated record
AUGACUUCGGAUUGGUCGUUUACCCAAGGAGGUCCUAAAGAAGACCCAAGCAAUGAGUUUGAGGUUGGACGACAAUUUGGGAACAAGGAAGAAGUCAUGUUGGCAGUUAAGCAGUACAACAUCAGGAGGGCUGCGGAGUACAAGAUAGUAGAGAGUGACCAUUGGAGGUAUAAUGCACGAUGUAUCCAGUUCGGACCCGGUUGUAAUUGGAGCAUACUUGUAUCAUAUCGCCGAAAGCAAGAAAGGUGGGAAGUUAGGAGAUACACUGGUCCUCAUACUUGUAUGCAAACUUCCAUGGGGCAAGAUCAUCGUAGGUUGGAUUCGAAAGUGAUUGCACAACACGUUUUCACAAUUGUCAAGACCGAUCCAACAAUCAGCAUCAGGGUUCUACAAGGAGAUGUAGAGAAUCACUUUGGUUACAAGGCGUUGUACAGAAAGGUUUGGCUUGCAAAACAGAUAGUCAUUGCUAGAAUAUAUGGCGAUUGGAAGGAGUCAUACAACGAGCUUCCUCGUUGGUUAUUCGCUAUGCAGAUGUACUUGCCAGCCUUCAAGUAUUGCAAGCCACUUAUCUCUAUUGAUGGCACCCACCUAUAUGGUAAAUAUGGUGGAACUUUGUUAAUGGCCAUAGCGCAAGACAGCAAUUCAAACAUUCUGCCCAUUACAUUCGCAGUUGUUGAGGGUGAGACAAAUGAGACGUGGUCGUUCUUUCUUUCAUACUUACGGGAGCAUGUUACAUCACAACCAGGAGUGAUAUUAAUUUCAGACAGACACAAGUCCAUUGAUGGAGCACUAAAUGUCGAAGGGAGUUUAUGGAAACUGCCUCAUGCCUUUCAAGCGUUUUGUACAAGACACAUUAAAGCCAAAUUCAUGACCCACUUUAGGAACAAAGACUUGAAGAAGGUUCUUAUUAAUGCAGCGUACUCGAAGUCGCAUCGUGAGUACGCUUAUUAUUAUGGCCGUCUGAGGGGAGAAAAUGUAGCUAUUACAAACUGGCUUGAAAAAAUGUCACGAUUACAGCGGGUACAGUAUGCUGAAGAGGGACGUCGAUUUGGUCACAUGACGGCCAAUAUUUCCAAGUGCAUUAAUGCUGUUAUGAAGGGUUCCCGUAAUUUGUCAAUGACGGCUCUUGUUAAGUCGAGUUAUUUUCGUUUGGGUGAAAUUUUUGCAAGGAAGGGUUCUGAGGCACUGGCCCAACUUUAG